Molecule: messenger RNA, 1743 nt
Organism: Gekko japonicus
Lineage: Eukaryota; Metazoa; Chordata; Lepidosauria; Squamata; Gekkonidae
Gene: CDK9
Product: cyclin-dependent kinase 9
Exons: 5
Biological process (GO): protein phosphorylation
Cellular component (GO): nucleus
Molecular function (GO): cyclin-dependent protein serine/threonine kinase activity; ATP binding
Source: RefSeq, a predicted model, not a curated record
GGAGGUAUUCAAAGCGAAACAUCGCCAGACCGGCAAAAAAGUGGCGCUGAAGAAAGUGUUAAUGGAGAAUGAAAAAGAAGGGUUCCCCAUCACGGCCCUGCGGGAGAUCAAAAUCCUCCAGCUCCUCAAGCAUGAAAAUGUGGUGAACCUCAUUGAAAUCUGCAGGACCAAAGCCUCUCCGUACAACCGUUGCAAGGGAAGCAUCUACCUGGUGUUUGAUUUCUGCGAGCAUGACCUGGCCGGCCUCCUCAGCAACGCGCACGUCAAGUUCACGCUGGCAGAGAUCAAGAAGGUCAUGCAGAUGCUCCUGAACGGCCUCUACUACAUCCACCGGAACAAGGUGGGGGAUCUUCCCCUCGAGGCGCGCUCGCUUUGCGUGGAGACGGAAUGCUCGGGAAGAACGUCUGAACGGCCUGUCUGCCCUCUGCUUAGUUUGAAAGCCUUCAGAGAGUCAGCAGCUCUACUGUCGAAACAAGUUGCCUAACUUUUGCCUAAGAAGAUGCUUAAGGUGUUCUUCUGUUUAGGGGAACGAGACUAUGGGCCGGCUAUCGACCUCUGGGGCGCAGGCUGCAUUAUGGCCGAGAUGUGGACCCGCAGCCCCAUCAUGCAGGGCAACACCGAGCAGCACCAGUUAACGCUCAUCAGCCAGCUGUGCGGAUCCAUCUCUCCAGAGGUCUGGCCUAAUGCAGACAAAUAUGAACUCUACCAGAAGCUGGAGUUGCCCAAAUUGCAAAAGCGCAAAGUGAAGGAUCGCCUGAGAGCCUACGUCAAGGAUCAGUAUGCCUUGGAUCUGAUAGACAAGCUGCUGGUUUUGGAUCCUGCCCAAAGGAUAGACAGUGACGACGCCCUGAAUCACGACUUCUUCUGGUCUGACCCGAUGCCUUCCGACCUCAAGAAUAUGCUGUCCACCCAUAACCAAUCCAUGUUUGAGUACCUGGCUCCUCCCAGGAGAAGAGGCGGACACAUGCCACAGCAGCCGGCCAAUCAGGGCAGGAAUCCAGCUGCCACCAACCAGACAGAGUUUGACAGAGUAUUUUGACUGCUGAUCGGGACAGAGAAAGAAGAGACCCAGAUGUUCUGAAGUCCUCUGUGACCUUUAUAUCUUUUUUAAGUUUGUUUGUUGUUUUUUAAAAAAAAAUCACUGGUUGCAUUGGUUGCAUACAGAGCCUUGCCCAUCUGUGGGUGAAAAUAAGAAACUCUAGCUUUGCUGUACUUGUCAAUUUCCAGGGUAUGGAAACAAUUUUAUUUAACUCUUAUAGAGCAGAAUACCUUUUGUAGCCCGAAGGUGUAGCGUUGCUAAGCAAGCUCUUUGUAUCUUCUGGCCUGUCCCAUCGUCGCCUAGAGUAAGCUGGGAGGGCCCCGGCAUGCUCCGCUCUUUGGUGUUGUGGAAUAUGACCCUCCCAAGGAUGGGAGUCGCAGUAGAGGCUGUCCUAUUUUUGGCCAGAAAGCUCUGCCUAUCUGGGAGGAAAUUGGCAGGGUGUAUAGGUAGGGUGUCAUGACUUCUGAAUUCUCCAGCCUUUGCUAAGAGAGGGAGUUCUUCCUGAACUGGCAGUGCUGGAAUGGUGGCAGAGAAGAUACAGACACACACACACACACACACCAGGAUGUUUUGUUCUUUUGAGUUGCUGCAGGAAUUGCAUUUAAUCCUCUUGGGGUCCUAAUUUUUGACGUUGCAAAUAGGUUUUGGUGUUUUUUUUUAAUAGCUGAACAAAAACAGAAAGGGCUUUGUUUGGCUGACAGAAU